Megachile rotundata (alfalfa leafcutting bee) is the source of this 586-nucleotide messenger RNA. RefSeq names its product COX assembly mitochondrial protein homolog. The record is from RefSeq and is a predicted model, not a curated record. Gene Ontology annotation, cellular component: mitochondrion. NCBI's taxonomy places the organism in Eukaryota, Metazoa, Arthropoda, Insecta, Hymenoptera, Megachilidae.
GCAACGUGGCUAACUUCAGUAAGUUUCCCACCGCUUGGUAUUUUCUGUAAGCAUUUAUAAUAUUUUGAACGAUGAAUUUCACAGUAUAGUGAAAAUGACUGAAGUAAAACGAUCAGUUCUACGAAAUUCAAGAGCCGGGCCACACGGCGUAGGUGACCCUAAUGACACUUUUUUAAGAAAAGUUGAAAAAGAUGUUCUUAUACCACAAAAAAUGAGAGAUAAAGCAAGAGAAGAAAAAUGUGUGAAAGAAGUUCAAGAGUUUAAUACCUGUUGUAAAAAUUCUAGUUUUUUAAUGGUAUUCAAAUGCAGAGAUGUAAAUACUGCAUUAAAAUCAUGUUUAGAAACAUGGUUUAAUGAUCCAGCAUUUAAAGAAGAGUGUACGCAAGAAUAUCUACAAGAAAGAAGUGAAUAUAGAAGAACUGGUAUACCGGUAAAAUCAAAAAGAACAAGAGCUGUAUCAACAUCAUAAGUUAAAGGUAAAUUGUGCAUUUAUUAAAUGCAAAAAUGUAAAUAUGCAUAUUUGUAGUACCAGAUUUUCUUUAAUAAAAAAUGAUAACUUUGGAUAAAAUAAAAUAAUAAAGAAUAU